UCUAUCCAAUGUGAAGAUUAAACUUUGUCUGAACUCCGAUCGUAGUGUAAGAUAUAGAACUUGAAGGUCCGAAUUGCAAUAAUCAACAACUUUCUAGCUCCGUGUUUGUCACUUACGAGUUACGUCAACGGGAAUCUGAUCCUCAGCCGCACGCGGCGAAUCCUCGGUUAAGGAAAAUAGAAAAAUCAGCCUACGCGCCACCGCACAAUUGCCUAAACAUUAAGCAGGAAUCGCGCCCUUUUUCAUUACAAUAUAGAUACGAGUUGAGAAAGUAGUUAUAGAGAGAAAUUAAAACCCCUAUUGAGUUUUGAGAUUAAGGAAGCAAUCAAUGGAGGUGGACGCGAAUUCGCAAGCUCAAUUUGUUCCGAGAGAUCGGAGACCUGAUGCUCUUGGAGGAUUCCAUGUCCUUCCGGAUGAGAUCGUUUGUUCGAUACUUACUCUUCUCUCACCUCGUGAUGUCGCUCGUCUUGCUUGUGCUAGCAGUGUGAUGUAUAUCCUCUGCAAUGAAGAACCUUUGUGGAUGAACUUAUGCCUUAAUAAUGAAAAUCAUGAGCUUCAGUACAAAGGAUCAUGGAAGAGGACAACACUGAAUCGACUGCAAGUUCUGAGUAAAUGUGAUGAUGACCCUUACAGAAAACCACUACACUUUGAUGGAUUUAACUCUUUAUUCCUGUAUAAGCGAUUAUAUCGUUGCUAUACUCAGUUAAAUGGGUUUGCUUUUGAUCAAGGAAAUGUUGAAAGAAAGACAGACAUUUCACCAGAUGAAUUCCUUCAGCAAUAUGAUGCACAUAAACCUGUUCUAAUUUCUGGAUUGGCUGAUACGUGGGCUGCAAGAAAAACCUGGACUCCUGAACAGCUACUACUCAAAUAUGGAACUACACCUUUCAGAAUCUCUCAAAGAAGUGCUAAAAAACUAUCCAUGAAGUUUGAGGAUUAUGUGUCCUACAUGCAAGAACAACAUGAUGAGGAUCCCCUAUACAUUUUUGAUGACAAUUUUGGAGAAGUUGCACCAGAUUUAUUAAAAGAUUACAAUGUGCCAAAUCUAUUCCCAGAUGACUAUUUUGAUGUUUUAGCUAAUGAUCAAAGACCACCUUUUAGAUGGCUUAUUAUUGGACCAGAGAGAUCUGGUGCAUCUUGGCAUGUUGAUCCUGCUCUUACCAGUGCUUGGAAUACUCUUUUGUGUGGGCGUAAAAGGUGGGCCCUGUAUCCUCCUGGAAGAGUACCUUUAGGUGUAACAGUACAUGUAAAUGAUGAAGAUGGUGAUGUUGACAUUGAAACUCCAUCAUCAUUGCAGUGGUGGUUAGACUUCUACCCACUUCUUGCUGAUGAAGAUAAGCCAAUAGAGUGUACACAACUACCUGGUGAAACUAUUUAUGUUCCAACUGGGUGGUGGCACUGUGUUCUAAACCUUGAAACCACAAUUGCUGUGACACAAAAUUAUGUGAACUCAAAAAAUUUUGAAUUUGUAUGUCUCGAUAUGGCCCCUGGGUAUCAACAUAAAGGUGUUUGUCGUGCUGGAUUGCUCGCCCUUAGUGAAGGGCAUAAUGGGGAAUUCUCAUCCAUGGAUGACAAUGACAAUGAACUUUCUAGAAAGGAGAAAAGAGUGAAAAUUGAUGACCACAUGGAGGAGUUUUGUUAUGAUAUAAAUUUUCUUACCAUGUUUUUGGAUAAGGAUAGAGACCAUUAUAAUUCGUUAUGGAGCACAAGUAAUUGUAUUGGACAAAGGGAAUUGAGAGAUUGGUUAUGGAAGCUUUGGAUUGGGAAACCUGGAUUAAGAGACUUAAUAUGGAAGGGAGCUUGUAUUGCGUUACAUGCUAAUAAAUGGUCAAACUGCAUGGAAGAAUUAUGUGCCUUCCAUAAUAUUUCUUUGCCUGUAGAUGAGGAGAAGUUUCCAGUUGGCACUGGUAGCAAUCCUGUUUAUCUUGUAGCAGACAAUGUUGUGAAGAUUUUUGUGGAGGAUGGUUUAGAAGCUAGUAUUCAUGCAUUAGGAACAGAGCUUGAGUUCUACAGUAUAAUGCAGAGAUCGGAUUCCACUUUGAAACAUCAUGUUCCUAAUAUUUUAGCAAGUGGGAUAGUUUUUAUCGAAAAUGGAAAAUAUAAAAUUGUGCCAUGGGAUGGAAAAGGCGUACCUGAUGUAAUUACUAAAAAUAGUACAAUUCAAGAAAUAUUUUCUGAUACUGAGUACCCUUUUGGCAUCUGGAGCAAAAAGCUAUUUGAGUAUAGGAAAGCUGAUAUGAGUUUGGACGAAUUGGUCAUUUCUGGUGGACAAACCAACAUUUGGCCCUACAUUAUUACAAAACGAUGCAAAGGGAAAAUAUUUGCUGACUUAAGAGAUACACUCUCAUAUAAGGAGGUUUCGAAUCUAGCUUCCUUUUUAGGGAGGCAAUUGCAUCAUCUCCAUGUCUUACCCGUUACUCCUCUGAACGAUUCAGCAUAUUUACAAAUGGGAAAGGAAUUAGGGUUGAACCAUGAGAAUGAUUUUAAUGAAAAAACCAACCUCCCAAAAGCAUCAAAGGUUUUCUUCACAAUUCUCAAUAGGAAAAAGAAAGAUGUAUCAAGUCGUUUGACUAAGUGGGGUUAUCCAAUUCCAAGUGCACUAAUUGAGAAAGUUAAUGAAUAUCUCCCAAAUGACUUUGUAGAGUUGCAUAGUUUGUUCAAGGAUAAAAACGGUUUGUUUCAAGUGAGGAAUUCUUGCUCUUGGGUACACACUGAUAUAAUGGAUGACAAUAUUCACUUGGAGCAGUGCUCUAGUGGUGUGAAUGGGUCAAAUAAUGACAAGGAAAUAUCAUCAUGGCUUCCAAGUUAUAUUUAUGAUUUCAGCAAUAUGUCUCUAGGUGAUCCAAUAUUGGAUUUGAUCCCGAUUCACUUGGAUAUAUUUCGUGGAGAUUUACAGCUCCUGAAUUUGCUUCUUGAAAACUAUGGACUUCCUUUUGGGAAAAGAAAUUCAUGGGACAAUGGAAGUGUAGUCAGAAGAAUAUCGUACCUAACAAUGUGUUAUUGUAUAAUACACGAGGAGAAUAUAUUAGGGGCGAUUUUUGGUAUGUGUAAAGAAUUGAGGAGUGCAAAAUCAUGGGAGGAAGUUGAGGAAACUGUGUGGGGUGCUUUGAAUAACUACUUUUAGGCAACAUAUUUUAUUUUUGUAUUUAAUUUGUAACAUUUUUGAAAUAAAGUAAUUUACCAGAAUUACAAUAUUUUUAUUCGGUUUGCUAUAUUUUAUACCUGGAUUACUAGUUUUGAUGAAAUAACAGUAUGUUUUGCUUUGAUUGAA
Molecule: messenger RNA, 3268 nt
Organism: Lactuca sativa (garden lettuce)
Lineage: Eukaryota; Viridiplantae; Streptophyta; Magnoliopsida; Asterales; Asteraceae
Product: putative glycosyltransferase
Cellular component (GO): cytoplasm
Molecular function (GO): protein binding
Source: RefSeq, a predicted model, not a curated record